AUGCAUCCCGUUGGUAUUGUUAGCGUCCUCGUCGCUGCAGUCGCAGGUGCCACAAACUACCCUCCAUACCAAGUACCGUCGUUCGACCUGAAUACGAUCACAACGGACGGCCAGCACGCCCUCGUGAGAGCCCUCGAGACUUCCGGUAUCGUGGCCGUCCGGGGCAUUCCCGACUUCGAAGCCACGCGACUGGCGUACCUUCACACUGCGACCGACUGCGCAGCCAGUGCCCACGACUUAGAUCAACUCCUCAAGAAGGAGCUCGUGGAUGGCACCCAACGCCGUACGUUCAGCAUGAACAUGCAAGGUCUGAACGACCAAGUGGCCGAGCGGUGCCCUGCGUUCGCCAUUGCCCACGCUCGUUACGCCUCCACCAUCGACACCGCCACGGCCCAAUUCGCCAAGACCUUGGAUGGUAUCAACAAGGACCUGACGUCCGACUUGCUGGCGCCGAUUGUGCAAGAGGGUUUGCAUCUCGACCACUUUCACGCGUACGCCAAGCCUGCAGUGACCACCACCAACGCCCCCCACCACCGGCUGUCGCUGGAAUUACAUGCGGACGCGGGCCUGAUGAUUGUGUUUGCAAAGUCACACUUCUUCACCGAAACAACCAACGGCAAACUCGAGCAAGCCACCGAAGACAAAGCGGGAGGGCUGGUCAUUGAGCUCGACGGAUCCCUGGUACGCCCCACCUUGAAAGACGACGAGCUGUACUUUAUGGCCGGCGAAGGGCUCCAACACUGGGGCCAAUUUGGCCAUAAAUUCCAUCCUGUCGUUCAUGGCAUGGUCAUGCCGGCCGACGUCCACGGCUCGCCCGAGGUGGUGCGCGCUUUUGCCGGCCGUAUGCUUCUACUGCCUGCACAAACCAUUAUGCGCAACACGGGGGUGACGUUUGGAGAGUACACGAAAGCCACGACUCGUCAUCUCAAAUCGGAAGCGUCGUCGGGCGAGGAAUCCGUCAUGUCGUUGGCGUGCCCCGUGGGUCGCGUGCUACGCGCUAGCGACAGCAGCUGCACGUUGAGUAUUUGGUCGCCCGGCCCUGGCAGCACUGCCACCAAAGAGGAAUGCAUGCGUCAGUGCAAUAUCUGGGGCCACGCGGACGAAGCACAGCUAUGCCUUGACAUGAAAUGUGUCAAGACUGGCUCGGACAUUCCCGGUGGAGGAAAUGGCUGCUGGAUGAUGUGUCUGCCGCAUUUGACGCCUGACCAGUGCCCCAUCCCUGGGAAAGAAACGUGUGACGAAGACAACCGCGUGCUCAACUGCGUCGGGGGAUCUCCACCCACUGCACCCCCCACGAGUACUACAUUGCCUUCCACUGCUCCUCCCGUCACACCUCCUUCCAUCAAACCUUCUUCCCCCGUGACUCCAGUCACAACUUCUUCCCCCAUGACUCCAGUCACAAAUUCUUCCCCCAUGACUCCAGUCACAACUUCUACCCCCAUGACUCCAGUCACACCUUCUACCCCCUUGACUCCAGUUAUCACCCCUCCACCAGUGGCCACGAUAAUCACCCCUACUCCAGGGACCCCAUUGACCCCAACCCCCGGCACCAAUCCAACGACCCACCCGGCGACGCCUACUACUACAAGUACGCCGCUUACACCUUCCCCUCCUGGUAGCAGCCCUGGUACGACUAACAAACCCACUGAAGCUCCGUCGUUGAUCCCGACUCCUGCGCCCACCGACGCCUAUGGCUCGCCUGUCCCCACCACGACCGCACCAUUGCUCCAAGUGGGGGCUCCCAAUGAAACUACUACGGAAGCCCCUUCGACUGUAGCACAAUCCAACACGACAGAUAACUCGACGGACGACGGAACCACCAACACCAUCACGACUGCCAAGCCCAAGACAACCACCGCUACCACUGCCCCUGCCAUAACCGCCCCCCCAUCCUCGGGUGUCACCAACCACGGCUAUCCCAUCCUGUGCAGCGCGCUCGUUAUGCUUGUUGCGGCUGCUUUCGCGUAACUACAGGGAAUGACGUAUUAAGCGCCCCCGUGGUACUUCGAAUUGGCAUUUCAGUUGUGUAUUGGGACAAACUACUUCGAAAUUUCAAUACUUUAAUCAAUACGAAAUUUUAGUACCACGGGGGCGUUUAAUACGUCAUUCCCUGUAUGUUAACUCGUCGCGUUAGUUUUGUGCAACGUUACUUCGAAGUAGAAACUAAGCAGAAUAUCACCA
This is a messenger RNA of Aphanomyces astaci, 2181 nucleotides long. RefSeq lists its product as hypothetical. The transcript has 2 exons. NCBI's taxonomy places the organism in Eukaryota, Oomycota, Saprolegniomycetes, Saprolegniales, Verrucalvaceae. The record is from RefSeq and is a predicted model, not a curated record. The coding region runs from base 1 to 1968 and encodes 655 amino acids.